AUGCUAUCUUCUCGUUUUUCAUACUGCGUGCGAUCGAUUCGUAAUAACAAAAAUUUAACGGUGUUUUCCACUCAUCCACUUCGUGCUUUUAUUACUAGUUGGGCACACAUUCCCCAAGGUCAACCGGAUGCCAUCCUCGGUAUUACCGAUGCCUACAAAAAGGACACUCAUCCAAAAAAAAUGAAUUUAGGCGUUGGUGCAUACAGGGAUGAUAAUGGAAAACCGUAUGUUUUGAAUGCCGUUAGAAAAGCGGAACAAAAGAUUAUUCAAAAUAAACUUGAUAAAGAAUACUUACCUAUUACCGGUCUUCCCGCUUUCACCCAAGAAGCAGCACUUUUAGCAUACGGUAAAGAUUCCGAGCCAUUGCAAGAAGGGUUGAUAGCGGUUACUCAAUCUAUUUCGGGUACUGGAGCUCUCCGGAUCGGUGGCGUAUUCUUAAAUCGAUUCUAUCCUUAUCAAAAAAAGAUAUAUUUUCCAACUCCGACAUGGGGUAAUCACGGUGCCGUUUUUAAAGAUUCGGGAUUUGAAAUUGCCCAAUAUAGAUAUUUUGAUAAAACUACCAAUGGCUUAGAUUUCGAAGGUUUUAUGGAAGAUAUCCGGAAUGCACCCAAGAACUCAAUUUUUCUUUUGCAUGCUUGCGCGCAUAAUCCUACUGGUGUUGAUCCUACGUCACAACAGUGGGAUCAAAUUUCCAAGCUCAUAAAGGAACGUGGACACUUCCCAUUUUUUGAUAUGGCCUAUCAAGGAUUCGCGUCUGGUGAUAUAGAUCGUGAUGCGUACGCUGUCCGCAAGUUUGUAUCUGAUGGGCAUCGAAUUGCUUUAUCACAAUCAUUUGCUAAAAACAUGGGACUGUAUGGUGAACGAGCUGGUGCAUUUUCAUUGAUCACUGAGAACCCAAAAGAAAAGGCUGCAGUGGAUUCACAACUUAGAUUGGUGAUUCGACCCAUGUAUUCUAACCCUCCAGUAAAUGGUGCACGAAUUGCAAGUUAUGUACUUAGCGAUCCAGAAUUAUAUAAAGAAUGGCAAUUAAUGCGAAAGAAACUUAAGCAUCACUUGGUCGAAGAUUUUGAAUCUAAACUUCCUUGGAAUCAUAUCACUGAUCAAAUUGGAAUGUUUUGUUAUACUGGCUUAAAACCUGAACAGGUCGAACGUCUCACUCACGAUUACCAUGUGUACUUAACUAAAGAUGGUCGUAUUUCAAUUGCUGGUAUUUCUUCAAGCAAUGUCAAAUAUUUAGCUGAGGCAAUUCAUGAGGUGUCAAAAUAA
Messenger RNA from Cetraspora pellucida, 1266 nucleotides. The record is from the annotation of a GenBank genome assembly. Lineage: Eukaryota; Fungi; Glomeromycota; Glomeromycetes; Diversisporales; Gigasporaceae.